AUGGCCAACACUUUGAGCUCGGGCUCGAGCGCUCCGCCCUUGAAGCCGUGGGAGAAACGACAACAAUUAGCUGCUGCUCACUCAGACGGCGACUUGCUGACGUCGAGUGGUGUCACUCAUCAUCAAUCUGCAGUCUCCACGACAGCAUCUCGAAUAAUUCCUAACAGCUCUGCAGUUCAAUCUACUACCGGAAUUUCAAAUCCAUUGGCGUCUACCUAUGGAGAUUCAGGAAAUGGACCAACGGGAUAUGGAGCUACUGGGUAUGGAGCUGCUAGGUACGGAGCUACUGGGUAUGGAGCUACUGGGUACGGAGCUACUGGGUAUGGAGCUGCUGGGUAUGGAGCUGCUGGGUAUGGAGCUGCUGGGUAUGGAGCUGCUGGGUACGGUGCGGGAUUGGGCUCGGCGUAUGGGACCGGGUACGGCGGGAUUGGAGGAGGUUAUGGGGGCAUGAACUCAUAUGGUGGACUUGGAGGGAAUGGAGGUGGAUAUGGAGCGUACGGAGGAGGGUAUGGAGGCAUGCCUUCGAGAAUGGGGUACGGUGGCAUGGGCAUAAUGGAUCCAAACACUGGAGAUCUCGGCUGGCUUUCGAGCUUCAACCAGAUUGUGAGCUCCAUCAGCCAGGUUACGGAACUACUAGGAAUGAACGCGGAAGCACUCAACUUUUGCAUCGGAUCCUUUGUUCACUUUCUGGAGCGAAUAGGAGCCAUGUGCGCUGGUAUUGCAACCAUGUUGGCACCUCGCCCGGUCUUUCCACCCGGUCAUCCACGACAUGGCGAACCGCCAGUGACCGAAGAGGAAGAGAAGAGUCGGAAGCGCAGAGUGCGCAUUUUCCAGUUUAUGGUGAGUAUGGCGGCACUCACGCUGCUAUACAAAGGACUGCGGUGGCUUGCACGGCUUCGGCUUAAGACACAUCGUAAGCUACUGGUUGCACCACCAUCCGAUGGCACUGGCCGAGAUUUGGAGCAGAUAUUUCAGCGCAUUGUGGGCGUCAGACGCGUCUAA
Molecule: messenger RNA, 1002 nt
Organism: Peronospora belbahrii
Lineage: Eukaryota; Oomycota; Peronosporomycetes; Peronosporales; Peronosporaceae
Source: the annotation of a GenBank genome assembly